AUAGAACUUUAUAUCUAUGAGUAGCGGGGUGAGGGGAAUUUAUCUCUGCAGUCGAUUCUACGGUAGCCUACUGAGCGAACAAGUCAGGUGCAGCCUUGCUCCACGCAUCAUCCAACAAGGAUGCCUUCCUACAAACUUGUGUACUUCAAUAUCCGCGGGAGGGCAGAGCCGACCCGCAUGAUGCUUAAUUACGUGGGCCAGAAGUUCGAAGACGUCCGCUACAGCUCCGAAGAGUGGGUCAAGCACAAGCCGACGACCCCAUUUCAGCAGCUACCAUACUUGGAAGUCGACGGGAAGAUUAUCCCUCAGAGUCGUGUGAUCGAGGGCUUCGUGGCCAGGGAGUUCGGUUUGAACGGGGCCAGUAACGAGGAGACGACCACAAUUGACUUGGUUACUGCCGUCCUCAAGGAUAUCAUGGAUCCGCUGGGCAAGAUCUUCUACGAGAAAGACGAAGUCAAGAAGAAGGAACUAUCGGCCACUUACUACGGCGAGACAGCUCCUCGAUUUCUGAAAGGGUUGGAGGAUAUCUUGAAAACAAACAACGGCGGUGAUGGCUUCUUCGUCGGUUCUAAGAUCUCGCGAGCUGACAUCGUCUUCUACGUGAGCAUGGAAUUAAGCCUUAAAGACGACGUCUUGAAAGAGUACCCGAAGCUCUACAGCCUGAAGGAACGUGUUGCCAAAGACCCCAAGAUCGCUGCUUACUUGAAAAAUCCUGUAAGCUGUCGUUUCACCUUGGUUCCCACGAUGCCGUCCUACAAAUUGGUUUACUUCAACAGCCGCGGCAGGGCAGAGACGACCCGGCUGAUCUUGGCUCACGUCGGCCAGAAAUUCGAGGAUGUCCGCUACUCUUACGAGGAGUGGGCCCGGCACAAAGCGGAUGCUCCGUUCCAGCAACUUCCCUACCUGGAAGUAGACGGUAAACGCUUGCCUCAGAGCCGGGCUAUUCAUGGAUUUCUGGCCAGGGAGUUUGGUUUGAAUGGCGCCAACAACGAGGAGACGACCAAAAUAGACAUCAUCAUUGCCACAGUUGAGGAUCUCACGGCCCCGGUGGUCAAGAUAUUUUUUGAAGAGAAGGACGAGGCAAAGAAGAAAGCGCUUUUUGCGACCUACCUUGAGGAGACAGCUCCCAGAUUCCUCUCCCCUCUCGAAGAAAUGUUGAAAAAGAACAAUGGCGGUGAUGGUUACUUUGUUGGUUCUAAGCUGUCCCGGGCCGACAUUGUCUUCUUUUCCAGCGUCGAAUUCUUCAAAGAGGAGUACGGCGUCUUCAAGAAAUACCCUAAGCUGACUGCCCUGAAGGGCCGCGUGGCAAAAGACCCAAAGAUCGCCGCUUACCUGGCCAAGCGCCCAAAGACGGAGUUUUGAAUCUUCGACUUAAAAACAGCAGAGUGAGCAGACGAUUCAUAAGAUAGAAAUAUAAUACUAUCAUAGCAAAGAUUAGCAGAAAAAUCAAGCGCGUUGAAUUUUGUCAUCGGAUGCUAAUGUACGUUGUGCUGCGCCAAUAAACCUUGUUUACGAGGUCAGUUUUGUUUAUCUUAGUUCCAUGAAUCUGUCAUAUUCAGUGUAAUCUGUUCCAUGAGGGGAUACCAGACUAUUUAGGGUUUCAAACUUCACUAUCAUUUUUGUUAAAUGUAGCUUAAAACAUUGAGAUAUAUUUCUCACAAAUUUCAAAUUAUUCUAAACAAAACCCAGCAUGAAUUUGAACGAACUUUUCUUUCGUUGCUGUAAUUGUUAUACUCUCAAGUUCCCGAAAUAAAUGCUUUGACCUCACUUUCAAUUUAAGAUGGCCGAUAUAUGAACACAGUCUGUUGGUAAAACUUUGAACAAAAACUUGUCUCUGCCAUUUGUGUUUCUUUUGUGUAUAUCAUUUCAAGCUGUUUAUUACGCUUACAAAGGGAAGUUUGGUGAGUGAGGAUUCUUUUCUGCUUAAAGCCGUAGUUAACACACAAGUGUGUAUUUGCCUGCGACUGAGGACCCCCUAUUGUUCCUUUUGUUUGUACUUCAACUUUUUUAGGAGACCACUCAUACGUUUUGUACACAGUUGUCUAUCGGGGACCUCAUUGUCUUCUAUUGUUCAGGGUCCCCAAUUGAAUGCAGAAACAAACUCACUGAUUCUUGAGUAAAUGACGGGGGAAAUAUUUGUUAGAUGCCUUGGGAUGCUUCUGAUAGUUUGGUGCAAAGGUCAUGAACCUUCACGACAAUUUUCAAACUUGUCUGGCAUUUGGUUGAAUCUGGCGUUGUUUUCGUACUCGUGAAACUAAUUCUGAAAAGCCUUUGUACUUGUUUCGUAGAGCUAUUCUUGUUGUUAAACCGUCCAGCAUUGGGGCUUAUUUCACCUGAUGUCAUCAAGAAUUUUUAUUGGGCAUAGAUCCGCGUAUUGGUGGUAAUUAUUCGGGAAUGUAUUUACCUGUAACUUUGGUUUGUAUCUGUAAUAAAUAACAUCACUCUAAACAUGU
Messenger RNA from Acanthaster planci (crown-of-thorns starfish), 2453 nucleotides. Its product is annotated as S-crystallin SL11-like. The record is from RefSeq and is a predicted model, not a curated record. Gene Ontology annotation, biological process: glutathione metabolic process. NCBI's taxonomy places the organism in Eukaryota, Metazoa, Echinodermata, Asteroidea, Valvatida, Acanthasteridae. Gene Ontology annotation, molecular function: glutathione transferase activity.